AUGAAACGCGGUGGGAACGUAGUUGACCCCCGGCCUGCCCCACUCACCAAACUUAUUUUUAUCCACUUCACUGUGGAUUUUCCAAAAAUUCUUUCUCUCUUAAUUAAGACCUUUAAUUAUAAUGAAACAAAAUGAGUGCCUCAUUGACAUAAUUUUUUUCUGGACAUUAUGAAAAUUGAUUACUUUAAGCUACAUUAUCUAAGGGGAAUCCCAAGCAACACGCAAUAUAAGGAAAUACCGUGGAAUGAGCAAUGCCCGGAAAUUCCAUGCCUGAGCACGCAAUACCACCGUACAGGCUGCGUUGAUCACACCCACGACAGCACAGAGUGCUGAAACGGGCGUCUAAGAUCGUUUGCUCAUUAAUUGUGAAGUUCUCUAGACAAGACGGUCACUUGUUCAACGCUGCCAGAGAGGGGAACCUAUCCUACGUCACUCCAGUCAGUGGCCGGGUAGUUAAGGAAAUACGGUCUGACAGUGGUGAGCAUUACGGGAGCAAGUUAAAAGAACGGAUGUAGAAAAGAUGGCUGCGAAAGAAGCAGGGAAUGAUUUGGAAAAAGGUCCGUUGGAAGAAAGACCUCUGUAUCAUUUCGCUUGGAAUCUGAAAAUUGGGGUUGAGAUCGAUUGCGAUAAGAUAAUACGCAAGAUAGACGAAGACUUGGACAAGACACCACGCUUAUUGGGGAUCGAAGCCCUUCUGUUCAGAGCGUACUUGGAAGUAUGUGACAACCGAAAACGCUGGAACGUUCGUAAAGCCAGAGAGUUCCUGGACAAAGCAGACGUGAGGAUAGAACAGACAGAUGAGCGUCUGCGUAAAGGCUACAAAGUUGUGUCACUGCUGAAUCGCAUGUGGAUCGAGAACAAAUGCCUUAAAACCCAAAAGGUCAAAGAGCUACGCGCCAAACUGGAUGGUAAAAGACUGGAGAAAGAGGAUCAUUUGGUGAUUAGAGCAGUGAAAGCAGCUGCUUUGACGCGUCUCGGGCCCAAUGUCUAUGCAAUGGCUCUCGAUAUGUUCGAGAAAGCGCUGGAGAAGUUCCCCGAAAAUGUCAACUUCCUCUACGGGGCUGCGUUAAUGGCGGGUAGAAUGGCUCGAUAUAGGAGAAUCACCACUCCCGAGUACGAAAGGCUAGACCCUGGGGGCCAGAAACUUUUAGACAAAGAAAAGGAUUAUUUGCUAAAGAUGAUGGAGAUAAAUGAUGAAUAUCAGCUGGCAAGGUCAGCUCUUGGGUCCAAUUUAAUUGGACGCCGGGGAAAACAAACAGAAGGACUUGGUCAUUUAAAGAUGGCGUACGAAGAAGCCCCUCAGGUGCAAGAGGUAGUACUAAAUUUAGUCAGAUAUUACAGACGUGAAAGUAGAAUGGUUGAUCAGGCCACAGACAUUUUGAAAAACAGAAUUGAGGAAAAUCCAGACUGCAAUGAGAGUCAUUACCAGUUGGCACUGUGCUACCUUAAACACGCUAAGGAAUGCAGCGCAGAACAGGAGAGAGACGAAUGGAAUGGAAAAGCUCUCGCUGAGCUAGAGCAGUGCCUCGAACUAAACAAAGGACACACAUUCGCGAUGAUACACGAGUGCCAAGUAACCAAUUUCUUGAAGGAGAUCACUGAAGCUGAAGAGCUUUACGAAAACUGCAUGCAGCAGUCUGAACACUGGACAUCCGAGAACAAGUUUCAUCUCUACUUUGAGUUUGCCUGGUUCCUUGAUAAAAACCAAACAGCUACAGGACACAAUUCAAGAAUGGAUUUAUGGCAGAAAGUGAUGGAUCUUACAGCUUCGUUUGAAUUUCUUGACGAGACAUCUUGUAAAUGGGAAGUAGAAAAGAAAGAAGAGGGGAGAAAGGAAACAGCUUAUAAAAAACUGUUGGAUCAUUACAAAAGCAACAGUCUCGAGCUCGGAAUUCUUCAUUUCCAGAACUUUAAGUUUGAAGAAGCUGAAAAGGUUUUGGAGAACCUGCCAGAACUCGAGAGAGAAGCCAACUUCGACAUCCCACGCUACCUUGCACUGACAUACCUGAAAAUGGGCUACGAAAGAGAGCUACUAGCUUUGUCACAAGGUGGAAAGCCUGAAGAAGCGAAAGGUAUUUUUAAAAAGGCUCACGAAAAUGCAAUCCGUGCAAUGGAAAUUGGUCUGAGCCAAACGGAUGGUCGAAAGCUAAGGGCUGACACGGCUCUAGCAAUCGCUCACAACCAGCUCCUCUUGUCGACCCCUACAACCAUACAGCUAGACUCUCUAUGUAUCCGGUCAUACAGGGAGGCUGUCAGAUGCGGAAGUCUCGUUGCUAGCCUGGAGUUACUCAGAUUGAUACAAAACAACAGCGUUCAAGUAACUUCAAGGUGGACUUUCCUCCAGAUGCUUGCAGAAAUCGUCGUGUGUUGCUCGCUUAGAAGCAGUGAUUGUCUACAUAAAGACCAGAAACCCCUCACCUUCGAACACGGUCUUAGCAGCCGCGAUACAGACAAAGAUGUAUCAGCGCUGAACUGUAAAACCAUCAAGCGUGACGGCAGGGCAAUCCUAGAUGGGAGCCCGUUCUUCAGGCCGGCUUGGGAGCAACACUUCUGCAUGGAGAAAAAAAUACUCACAGAGAGGUUUGAAAAUAAUGAAGGGGAACUUGAGUUGGAUGGCAGGGAAGAGUUGGAGGAGAUAACCUCGUCGAAUGAAAUCAUCCGCGCCGCUGCCGAUUGUUGUCUGAAACUACGCCCUCUGUUGGACGGUAUUGUUGACAAGUUCAGGAGGGAGGAAGUCGGUCGCGACGAGGAAACGAAGAAACAAUAUUUUCCUUUGAUACUAGACGAGCAGAACGCAAGGAAAAUGCAAAGCGAAUUGAAAAAAAGACUCACCUUAAUCUUUGGCAUUGACGUGGACAGAAACUAUCCUAAGCUUUGGAAUCAGUUACUUAAGACCCAACCUUGCUGCAACUCCGGAAAUGAGUUCCUCAAAACAUUCUACACCUUGGUUAACAAGAUAAAGCACAGUGAUGUUGCUUCAUCAGAGAGUAAUUUACUCAUUAUAACCAAGGACCCAGUCACCUUGGCUCGUCAGUGCACGGAUAAAGUCGAAGAGAUCUGCAACUUCUUCUUCGAUGCCAUGAGAGAAGCCACUCAUCUAAGGAACAGGGUGGAGCAGCUUGUGAGUGACAUCAAAGAUGGCAGACAUGAGAAAGCUGACGAACUGCUGAAAAUACUGUCCAGCAAAGAAGACUUCGUCGUGCGGAUGGGAAGCACUUGGAACUUGCUGGAGAUGACUGCGCUGAUUCGUCAAAGUAAAAGGCUGUCUCGAUCACCUGAUGUGGAAGCUGAAGAAGCUCUACGCAAACUGACGGAGGGCCCACAGGGGAUAUGUCACAACCUCCGAAGGCAUCAUCAAGAGGUUGAAGACGCAGUGUUGGAAAACCACGAGGAUGAUCGGCUAUCAGCUAAGUGCAGAGAAACAUGCAAAGAAGCUGUCAAAGCGCUGGAUGCGGAGUUGGCUAAACACAAAACUUUGAGUGGUGAUGGAUCAGACCCACAGUCAACAGAAGUUACAUUUCCACUUCUGGACAUGUGCCCAGAUGAAGAAACCCCUGGGCACUGGACGGGGAAAGUUACGAAACAGCUGCGUGGAGACCUCAAGCAGAUGGGAAUUCUUGUUAAAACCAACAAGAAGCUAGUGGAAAUAAUCCUGCAGGCACAGCCAUGCGUCAGUGAGAAGAACUACCGUUUCAUCGCUGUGAAGACGUUUAUCAGCGAAGGAAGUAACGACGGUAUGGUAAAGAUUAAGACAGACAGUGGUGACGAUAAAUCCUUCAAGAUGUUGGACCUCACCCGCUGGUGUACAAAUAAAACCGAGAAAGUUCUCUUGGGUAUGCAGUCCUGCCUACUUCUGCCCCCUUCUUAACUUGGAGACGUCCUCGUGGACGCUCAGAGCAUAGAAAUGCCAUGCGUGGGCCUAUUAAGACUUCUUCUCUCCAAAUACGUAUAGAACAUAGGAUUCCGAAAGUGUCUUUCAGUGCAACACUGGUGUUCCACAACACAGGGCGCCUAAACAGUUCACCGCAGAAAGGCCAUUUUUUGCAGCGCAUUGUGGGAAAUCGUGCAUAUUAUUCUGUUCGCCGGCUGGGUGUAGGAAUCUUUCCCUACGCUUUUGCUUCGCACUGAAUGCAAACACAACCACAAUUUGUCAACACACAACAGCCAAAACGUACAUGACAUAAUUCCAAUGAUGGGAUUCAGGGCAAUCCAACGGUAGUGAGUCUGCCUCGGGAUACACUGCCGGGAAAAAUGAAGCAGCGUUCUGUUUUUAGUUUGUUUUUUAAUUAUCAUUAUUUUCAAUAUACAUCUCGUCAAUAAUUUCGGAAUAUAAUAUGUAUUUGGGUACAUAGUUUUACGACACUUAAAUAAGUACAUAUUAAUUUGAGAUUCGGUAUUCAGUUGAAAGUUACAUUUGCAUAAGGAUCUGGAAGGGGGUCCCUAAAAGCAAGCUUGUCGAGGAGGGAUCCCUUUGAUAAUAAUUAGCACAUAAAGUGUGAAAACACGAGAACAAAAAAGUAAAAUUACACGUAAAACACAUCACACGCAUGACAUGGGGUACAGGUAUUCCAAUGCAAAGCAAUAAGAUAGGAAAAUAAAAAUAUACGAAGUUCACAUAGCUACCCAUUAAGAAGUUAACUUGAACUCAAAGAAAUAAAAAACAGAUAAGUUUCAGUUUUGAUUUAAAUAAUGGAAGACUACGAAUGUCAAUGAGUGAGUAAUGUAAAGCAUUCCACGACAUAGGACCUUCAUGGCGAAUCACCUUUUGAAAAGUAGUUGUUCUUGCAAACAGAGAGUGAAAUUCUCCACAAUUUCGGGUAAAAUUAGGAUGAAUGUUGUCAUUGCUACAAAAUAUCUGUUUAAACUUCAAGUGAUACAAAUUGUUGGCAAAUAGAAAGGUUACUCUCAAACCACAAUAUACAAGCUUUGAUAAAAGAAUGAUCUAUAGUGUCAAAAGCCUAGGAAAGGCCUGACAAGAUACCAAGCUUACUUUGUGAUGAGUCAAGCUUAGCUGUGAUUUUGUCAAUUCAUUUGAAUAUGGCAUGAGACGUUGAGGGAUUUUCUCGAAAUCCGAAUCGAGCAUUAGUUGUAAUGUUAUAAUCGCUUCACUUAGUACAUGUAGUGCGAUUAAAAAAAAUAUUCGCUCAAGAGGUUUGGAGAAAGUGGUUAAUACUGUAAUUGGUUCGUAGUUGUUAACCAGUUUCGAAUCACCACACUUAUCAAUAGAAAUAACUUUCAGUUGGCAAUCUUCAUUUUGGGGAAAUAUUUCUUUUGUAAAAGCUAAAUUCAUAAGAAAAGUUAAUGGCUUAAAGAUUGAGGAAAUGAUUUCCUCUAUCAAAGAACUGGUUAUUCUAUCAUAGCCUGCUCAUUUUUCUUUUGUAAUGCAUUCACAAUAUCACUGAUCUCUUGCUAAGUAACUGAGUCGAGGAAAAUAGAAUUUUGAUUAGGAUAAGACAAGUAGUCAUAAAACUUGUUGGUAUUUGACGGAAUUCUUUACACUAAGAUUUUGACCAAUUGUAAAGUGGUUAUUAAAAUGAGCAGCUAUGCGCUGUGGAUCGUCAGUAGUUUCGCCAUUGAUGUCAAUGCUAUUAAAAAUGCUAUCUAAAAUACGA
Molecule: messenger RNA, 5612 nt
Organism: Acanthaster planci (crown-of-thorns starfish)
Lineage: Eukaryota; Metazoa; Echinodermata; Asteroidea; Valvatida; Acanthasteridae
Biological process (GO): defense response to virus
Cellular component (GO): cytosol
Molecular function (GO): protein binding
Source: RefSeq, a predicted model, not a curated record